AUGGAAUGUUUGUCACUCAAUCUGGUUUGCGACAGCAGAUAAGCAGCACCCUGACGUCAACGACGGGACUAAAAGCCCACAACUACGUAACAGGUGCAUCACUCACACAUCGCGAUUUGGAUUGAGCUACACGACUUGGCCAGGAAAGAAUCACCAAUUUUUAGAGCCCAUCACCUUACGAUGUUGUUAGACAAUUUUCUUGCCUCUCGAGCCUCAGUCGACUAGUCUGCAAGACGUAACCGAAGGUAUAACAUAACCGGAUUUCGUAACUUCGCCACUGCUUCCUCCAGCCAUCAUGGGGAACGAAAUCGAGGUGACGAAGGUGGGCAUGCUCGGCGUGGGCAGCAUGGGCGCCAUGAUGUCUCUCCUCAUGGCCGAGCACGGCUACGAGGUUCACUUUCACGACCCAGUUCAAAAGAACAUGGACCAGCUCUCCUCCCAAGCCAAAUCAAUCUCCCUCUCUUCUAAAAUCCUCCCCACAAAGGACUACGAAGACAUGUGCAAAUCCAUCCAAGUCCAAGGCCAGCCAAAGGUCUUCAUGUUCAGCACACCGCACGGCAAGCCCGCCGACCAAUGCGUUGACGGCCUGCUCCCCUUCCUCAACAAAGGCGACAUCAUCGUCGACUGCGGCAAUGAGCACUGGCACAACACGGAGCGACGCCAACGGGCCCUCGAUCCGAAGGGUAUUCACUAUGUCGGAUGCGGCGUAUCGGGGGGUUAUCAAUCCGCGCGCCAUGGGCCGUCGAUGUCCCCCGGCGGCAGCCCCGAGGCGUUGGAGAAAGUGAUGCCGUUCUUACGGACCCUCGCAGCCAAGGAUCAGAAAGGCAGUCCGUGCACUACCCCGGUGGGCCCGGCGGGCAGCGGUCAUUUCGUGAAGAUGGUGCACAAUGGCAUUGAGCAGGGGAUGAUGAGCGUUGUUGCGGAAGCGUGGCUUAUUCUGACUCGGGGGCUGGGACUUGGUUACAGAGAAGUCGCGGAAGAAUUCAAGAAGUGGAACGAGGAGGGCCCGCUGAGGAAUUGUUUCCUGAUUUCGAUAGCGGUUGAUAUCGAGAAAGCCAGGGGAAAGGACGGGUCACAUGUCCUGGGACACGUGCGCGAUAAGGUGGUGCAGGAUGUUGACGAGGAGGAGGGCACGGGGAUUUGGACUUCAGAGGAGGCGGUGCAUUUACACGUCCCUGCUGCUACGAUCCUCAGCGCGCAUCUGUUCCGUUGCGCAUCGGCGGAUUUGGGGAGAAGGAUGAAGAAUAAGAAGUCUGCCGAGGGCGGCGUGGAGGCGAAGUCCUUCGAUGGGAUUGAAUCCAGGGACGAGUUUGCCGAGUGGCUACACCGGACUACUUACUUCUGUUUCCUAACGUGCUUCGCGCAGGGGCUCGACCUCAUUCGGCAAAAGGACAAAAAUGAGGGGUGGAACCUGAACUACGUGAAAAUACUACAGCUGUGGAGAGGUGGGUGCAUCAUCCAAGCGGACGGCAUAGCCGACUUGCUCGAGGGGAUGUACAAGCGCGAGGGCCACGAUCCGGAUAAUCUCCUUUCCAAUGACGAGGUGGGGAGCGAGUUGCACAAACACUUCCCGGCCAUCAAACAGGUGGUGCUGAAGUCCGUCGAGGCCGAUCAUUUCGUUCCUGCUAUCGGGCAGAGCUUGGAGUACUUCAAAUACGAGACGUCGAGUAAGCUGCCGACGCAGUUCACGGAAGCCCAGCUGGAUUAUUUCGGUCAGCAUAUGUAUGAUGACUCGGAUGACCCGGUUGGUGGACCCAAGAAGGGGAAGCAUCACUUUGAGUGGAAGCAGGCCGAGGGACUCACGGGUAAAUAGGCCUGUUUCAAGUACGCAGAGUGCGUUCGGAGAUCUAUGUGAGUUGGGGGAUUAUAGACAGUGGCGUUCUGGAAAAGCUACGAGGGAAACCUACGAGUUAUAAGCCUAGUGAGCAACAACAAGCGGCAUGCGUUUCACAAUAACUUUCCGAUAUCUUG
Messenger RNA from Pseudomassariella vexata, 1971 nucleotides. Its product is annotated as 6-phosphogluconate dehydrogenase. The record is from RefSeq and is a predicted model, not a curated record. The transcript has 3 exons. Gene Ontology annotation, molecular function: phosphogluconate dehydrogenase (decarboxylating) activity; NADP binding. Lineage: Eukaryota; Fungi; Ascomycota; Sordariomycetes; Amphisphaeriales; Pseudomassariaceae. The coding region runs from base 296 to 1813 and encodes 505 amino acids. Gene Ontology annotation, cellular component: cytosol. Gene Ontology annotation, biological process: pentose-phosphate shunt; pentose-phosphate shunt, oxidative branch.